Catharus ustulatus (Swainson's thrush) is the source of this 1430-nucleotide messenger RNA. RefSeq names its product urotensin-2 receptor-like. Lineage: Eukaryota; Metazoa; Chordata; Aves; Passeriformes; Turdidae. The transcript has a single exon. Bases 336 to 1430 code for a protein of 364 amino acids. The record is from RefSeq and is a predicted model, not a curated record. Gene Ontology annotation, molecular function: urotensin II receptor activity. Gene Ontology annotation, cellular component: membrane. Gene Ontology annotation, biological process: neuropeptide signaling pathway.
AUUUCCUCCUGGAUAGCAGAGGUUAUCUUGCAUGUCUUGGUCUUGAAGGAAAAGGCAGUGUCCCUUUCUCGGCUUUUUCAUGGCUAAGGAAAACAACUGGACAGAGCUUGUGAUGGAAAACAUCAGCAAAAUGGACUGGGCUGGAGGUGAGGAAUAGACUUCUCUGAAGCACCCUAUGUAUGUCUGAUGAACUCUUCCCGUUCUUCGCUUAGUUGCUUUGCUAUUGAAGAUAGACAUGUCCCAUACAGUGAGAGCGGAAAGCAGAAGGAAGGAACAGGUUUGAUUUGCUUGAUUUGCAAGAGAGCUUGAUUUGCUCUUUCUCAGCUUACCCAAAGAUGUUUUACAACUCUUCUCUCCUCAGCCCAAGUCCUAGAGAGGAUCCCAUGGGUGGCAGUUUCUUGGAGGAAAGCAGUGGUGAAGGUGGUGACAGCAAUAUCCUGGGAGGGGACAGCCUAGUCACAGGACCACUGGGCGCAGUGCUGCUGGUCAUGUGCCUCACUGGCAUGGUGGGGAACAUCUACACAGUGGCAGUGGCCUCUGGCAGGGUGGCAGGCUGCUCAGCAGGCUCCUUGGGGGUCUACAUGAUGAACCUUGCCCUGGCUGACCUCCUGUACCUCUCCACCAUCCCCUUUGUGGUUUGCACCUACUUUGCCCAUGACUGGUUCUUUGGGGAUGUGGGUUGCAGGCUUUUGCUCAGCCUGGACCUCCUCACCAUGCAUGCCAGCAUUUUCCUCCUGACCGCCAUGAGCCUGGAGAGGUACUGGGCAGUGGCCAAGCCUCUGUGGGCCAGGCGGGCCAGUAAUGCCUACCGCAAGCUGGCCAGCGCCGUCCUCUGGCUCCUCUCGCUCCUGCUCACGGCCCCCAUGAUGGUGAUGACUCAGCUGCGGGAGGGGGACAGCCCCCACAAGCGCAUCUGCAUCCCCACCUGGACGCCAUCAGCUUUCCGGCUCUACCUGACAGUGCUGUUCUCCACCAGCGUCCUGGCACCCGGCACAGUGCUGGCCAUCGUCUACACCCGCCUGGCCUGGGCCUACCGGUCCUCGGCCUGGGGCCUGGGGCUGCCUGUGGCCGGCCGGGCCCCCGCACGGCGGCUCCUCUCCAGGAUCUCUGCCAUCGUGGUGGCCUACUGGGUCUGCUUCCUCCCCUUCUGGGCCUGGCAGCUGGCCAGGCUGUACCAGGGAGAGGGGCUGGGCAUCAGCCCUGCUGCCCAGGCCUACCUUAACUUCGGUGUCACCUGCCUGGCCUAUGGCAACAGCUGUGUCAACCCCUUCCUCUACACCCUGCUUGCAAGCAGCUACCGCGGGCGCCGUGGCCGCACCGGGACGGGCGUGGCACGGCCUGCAGCAGGCUCUCAGCAGGCUGCAGGAAACCAUGGCAUCCCCCUGGCUUUCAGGGAGGUGUUGGGGUCUGUGAGGGAAAGCGAGGGGUGA